Molecule: messenger RNA, 4831 nt
Organism: Xiphophorus couchianus (Monterrey platyfish)
Lineage: Eukaryota; Metazoa; Chordata; Actinopteri; Cyprinodontiformes; Poeciliidae
Gene: efl1
Product: elongation factor like GTPase 1
Exons: 23
Coding region: 166-3483 (1105 amino acids)
Biological process (GO): cytosolic ribosome assembly
Cellular component (GO): cytosol; ribonucleoprotein complex
Molecular function (GO): ribosome binding; GTP binding; GTPase activity
Source: RefSeq, a predicted model, not a curated record
GUGAGAACUUCAAAUUUAAAUUAUUUAGAUUUGUUAUUUCUUUCUAUAAGAAGUUUGCAAUAUGCUAAACCAGUGUUAGCAAGUCCCAGACCAGUCGUCUUCACAUCUGCAGUCAUUCAUUGCACUAACAGGGCCUGAGCAGGAGCAACACUCUAGGAGAUCGCGAUGGGAGUCACAGGCCUGGAUAAGAUCAAAACCCUGCAGCGAAACCCGGCUAACAUCAGAAAUCUGUGCAUCCUGGCACAUGUUGAUCACGGUAAAACCACUCUGGCUGACUGUCUGGUGGCGAAUAAUGGGAUCAUAUCAAGUCGACUGGCUGGGAAGCUGAGAUAUCUGGACAGUAGGGAGGAUGAACAGGUUAGAGGAAUCACCAUGAAGUCCAGCGCCAUCUCUCUGCACUACAGCACAGGCAACCAGGAGUACCUUCUAAAUCUGAUCGACUCUCCUGGUCAUGUCGACUUCUCCUCUGAGGUUUCCACAGCGGUGCGGCUGUGUGAUGGAGCCAUUGUGGUUGUAGAUGCUGUUGAGGGUGUUUGCCCACAGACCCAGGUUGUCCUCCGACAGGCCUGGCUUGAGAACAUCAGGCCUGUUCUGGUCAUUAAUAAGAUGGACAGGCUCAUUAUGGAGCUGAAGCUCACCGCUCUGGAAGCAUACACGCACCUGCAGAAGAUCCUGGAGCAGGUCAAUGCUGUCACAGGGACUCUGUUCACGUCUAAAGUGCUCGAAGAGCGAGCGGAAAAGGUGAAGGAGGAGGUGAACAGGGACAAGGACCCAAGUGGAGAUCAGGUUUAUGACUGGAGUGCUGGACUGGAGGAUGCUGACGACUCUCACCUCUACUUUUCUCCUGACCAAGGAAAUGUGGUGUUUGCCAGCGCCAUAGAUGGAUGGGGUUUCAGCAUUCAGCAUUUUGCCCACAUAUACAGUCAGAAGAUGGGGAUCAGGACUGAGGUGCUGCUGAAAACCUUGUGGGGAGACUUCUAUCUCAACACAAAAAUUCAGAGAAUCAUGAAAGGCGCUCAGACCAAAGGAAAGAAGCCGCUGUUUGUGCAACUUGUGCUGGAUAACAUUUGGAGUUUGUAUGAUGCAGUCAUUACUAGAAGAGACAAGCAGAAAGUGGAAAAGGUGAUGACCUCACUUGGGAUAAAGGUGAUGACAAGGGACCUGCGUCACUCUGACCCAAAAGUUCUCCUCUUUGCUAUCUGUAACCAAUGGUUACCAGUUUCCAAGGCUGUCCUCUCAAUGGUGUGUGAGAAGCUUCCCAGUCCUUUAGAGAUGACAGCAGAGAAAGUGGAGAAGCUGAUGAGUGUUGGAACCCGUCGAUUUGAUUCACUGCCUGAAAGGACGCAAGAACUGAAGACAGCUUUCCUCCAGUGUUCCAGUGAGAUAAAUGCCCCAGUCAUCAUUUUUGUGUCCAAAAUGUUUGCUGUGGACACCAAAGCUUUGCCUCAGAAGAGACAGAGGCCUUUAAACCAGGAGGAGAUUACUCAGCGUAGGGAAGUGGCAAGACAAAGGCAUGCUGAGAAACUGGCUGCAGAGAGCCUUGAGAGGGCCACCCGGUCAUGUAGUGCUCCAAGAGAAGCUACUAUGACACGUCUGCCUCUAAAACCAGAGGAGGAAGAGGAGCAGAAGGAGGUCUUCAUAGCAUUCGCAAGAAUCUACAGUGGGACAGUCAAGAAAGGUCAAAGGGUUUUUGUUCUGGGACCAAAGUAUGAUCCUGCUCAGGGCCUGAGUCUGCUGCCAGAAGGAUCCAGUACAUCUGACUGUAUUCCGGAAGUACCUCAUCUGUCCUGUUGUACCGUGGAAAACCUUUACCUGCUUAUGGGCCGAGAGCUGGAAGAGUUGGAGGAAAUCCCUGCUGGAAAUGUUAUGGGCAUUGGAGGUUUGGAGGACUGUGUCUUAAAGACAGCUACCCUGUCAGCGUCCCUUGCUUGUUCCCCCUUCACCCCACUCAACUUUGAAGCUGCACCCAUUGUACGGGUUGCUGUAGAGCCAAAACAUCCAAGUGAGAUGCCAAAGCUGGUUUCUGGGAUGCGUUUGUUGAACCAGGCAGAUCCAUGUGUUGAAGUUCUGAUACAGGAAACAGGAGAGCAUGUUCUGGUCACUGCUGGAGAAGUUCACCUGCAGCGCUGUCUAGAUGACCUCAGAGAGAGGUUUGCCAAGAUAGAGAUUAGUGUGUCUAAGCCCAUAAUUCCAUUCAGAGAAACUGUGGUGAGACCUCCAAAGGUGGAUAUGGUGAAUGAGGAACUUGGCAAGCAACAAAAAGUUGCUGUCAUUCAUCAGGUGAAAGAAGAACUCUCUCAGGGUCGUUCAUCUGACUGCCAGCAUGUGGAUCCUGAUGGUCUUGUUACCCUCACCACUCCUAACAGACUUGCUACUGUCUGUGUACGGGCCAUCCCAUUACCACAAGAGGUGACUGUUCUCUUGGAGAGAAACUCUGAGGUAAUUCGGACUCUGGAGCUGAUGAACUCAUCCCUCAGGGAGGGGAGAGCCAUGGACAUAAAUCUCAGGACCCUGGAGGCUAUUGCAGAACUGAAAGACCAUCUUCAGAGUUUGCUGCAGGGAAGAAAGUGGCGGAACGCUGUGGAACGGAUCUGGGCUUUUGGGCCUCGGAGGUAUGGUCCCAACAUUCUUCUGAACAGCAUUAAAGACUACAGCCGACCAUCAGUGUGGCAGUGUCUUGAGUGGAGACACAGUAAUGAUCAAGUUAGAGCUCCAGCUUCUCCACUCCGAGACUUUGAUAACAGUAUCAUCAGUGGUUUCCAACUUGUAACCCUGUCUGGUCCCAUGUGUGAAGAACCCCUGAUGGGAGUUUGCUUCUCGGUUGAGAGGUGGGAUGUCGAGUCUGUAGCUUUUUCACAAAAUCCAGACACCUUGAAAGAGGACUCUGUUUCCCCUGAAGCAUUGCAAGAUGUCAAUUCACAUGGAAACAGUGAAGAUGUGAUAGCAGAGCGAAAGAUGGAUGCUUCUUCUGUGGACUGCUAUGGGCCAGUAUCUGGCCAGCUGAUCGCAGCCAUGAAGGAGGCAUGCCGGCAUGCCUUCCAGGCUCAGCCCCAGAGACUGAUGGCAGCCAUGUACACUUGUGAGAUCAUGGCAACUGCUGAGGUGCUGGGCCGGGUUUAUGGUGUACUUGGAAAGCGAGAAGGUCGAGUCCUCCAUGAAGAGAUGAAAGAAGGGACAGAUAUGUUUAUCAUCACAGCUGUUCUUCCUGUGGCUGAGAGCUUCGGAUUUGCUGAUGAGAUCCGCAAGAGGACAAGUGGACUGGCCAGUCCACAGCUGGUUUUCAGCCACUGGGAGGUGAUCAGCAGUGACCCAUACUGGGUUCCUACCACUGAAGAAGAAUACCUGCAUUUUGGAGAGAAGGCGGACUCUGUGAACCAGGCCCUGAAAUACACGAACGCUGUCCGUCGACGGAAAGGUCUUUUUGUGGAGGAGAAGAUCGUUGAGCAUGCAGAGAAACAGAGGACACUUGGCAAGAACAAGUAGAGGAGACAUCUGUCCAUCCUAUCAGAGAGAAAUGUCAACAUUAUCUCUCCGAUAAUGUUGAGAUCUUUCAAGUCAAUUCAGCAACAUUUUGUGUUGGACUAUACUAUACCAUCAGUCUGUAAUGUCAUCAAGCAGUUGUCCUUGAAGCUCUAUUAUUGUAUGGCAGCAACAGCAAACUUCCUCAAGUUUCUAAUUCAAUGAGAUUAAAUGACAAAAUAUUAGGAAUAAAGUCUGUAGAGAAAGAAAACAGUGCUUUGUUCACUUUAAAGGUAAACAAAUGUAAAUGCCAAAAGUUGGUAUUAGUUUCAAUAAUCAAUCAAUCAAUCAAAUUUUAUUUGUAUAGCACAUUUCAGCAACAAGGCAUUUCAAAGUGCUUUACAUCAUAAAAACACAAGAACACAGUCAUGUAGCAAAGAAUCAACAAUUAAAACAUUACAUUAAGUCAAGUACCACUGUUAAAUUUGUAGUUGAUUAUGUUUCAAAUAUUAUAUAUAUAUUAUAUAUAAUAUCAAAUAAUAGCUACAUCAUUACAACUUAAGGGCGAGGAGGAAGAAGAGUAGAUUUGAUUAAAUAUUUCUGCUGUGUUUUCUGUGAAAAGAAAGUUUUGUGAUAGUAGUUGUUUGUCCAAGUGGGUUAAUGGAUAAAGAACUUUCAAAAUGAGAAACUGCCCUUGUACAGCUUUAUCAAUACAUUUUUAUAUAUAUUAGAGCCAGGCAAGGGGAAGAGGGUGAGCCCUCUGUAUAUGAGCAUGAUUGACAUCACAAAAAGUGUUAUUUUUGUGACGUCAAUCAUAAUUGAUUGCUUAUAUUUAGCGCUGGGAGAAGGCAGAGAAGCUCCUUUUUUUUUUUUUUACAGGUUAUAUUUCUCUUACUGUUACGACAAUGACAGUUUCAACAAAUAUGUAGAAAAAAGUUGUAAAUUAAAUUUAGACCUCUUAUAAAGCUCUUAUUUUCAUAAAAAUAAGAGGUUUCUGUAAAGAGUGCAAGGGUCAACUGUACAUUACAUGUGAAAAGGAAGCAGACAUGCAGUUCGGUGUGUGAUGGAAAACAUGGAUGAAUCCCUGCACACAAGGUUUUCAAAGAGACCAUUUUCUGGAAGACUGCAUGCAGAAGUUAAAAAAGAACUUUGUGAGGGUAGACUGCAGCCACAUGUGUGGAGAGCAUCACAGACAGAAAAACUGAUGGACACUGGAGACCCUGAGCCAAGUCAUCUACCAAAUUUAGCAACUAUGCGUAAAGCCAAACAAGAACAACAUGAAUCUGAAAUGGCUCAUAAAAACCCAGUAUUGUCACUACAGGCAAUAAAAUGUAGUUAUCCUCACAGUGGAAGUAUUAGUGACAUUGGAUUA